This is a messenger RNA of Syngnathoides biaculeatus (alligator pipefish), 2320 nucleotides long. RefSeq names its product DNA-binding protein SATB2-like. The transcript has 11 exons. The record is from RefSeq and is a predicted model, not a curated record. Gene Ontology annotation, molecular function: RNA polymerase II cis-regulatory region sequence-specific DNA binding; DNA-binding transcription factor activity, RNA polymerase II-specific. Lineage: Eukaryota; Metazoa; Chordata; Actinopteri; Syngnathiformes; Syngnathidae. Bases 32 to 2320 code for a protein of 762 amino acids. Gene Ontology annotation, biological process: regulation of transcription by RNA polymerase II; chromatin remodeling.
UUCCGCGACAGCUCAGCGGAGGGCUUGCGUGAUGGCUGGGAGAACCGUCCCCAGUGGACCUUUGCUGUGCAAGAUGAAUCUUGUGGACGUCAAUGGUGGCCCAGAAACUCCACAGUCGCAACUUCACGGCGACACACCUCUGAGGCCGGGAGGUGUGACGAUCCCGGUCUACUGCGUUGUGGAAUACGCGGACGCAGGCCUGGCCAGUGAUGACGAGCGGCACGGUCACUGCCAUGCUGACUUUGUGCUGAUCCGGAAAGACAUCCUGUUCACACAACUGGUAGAGACGGCGCUGAUGUCCCUGGGGUACUCGCAAGGCUCGGCUGUACAGGCCCGAGGCAUCAUUAAAGUAGGCCAGUGGAAGCCAAUGCCCAUCCACAACCUGACAGAUGCUCCAGAGGCCACUGUGGCUGAUAUGCUGCUGGACGUUUACCACAUGGUGACCUUACGGAUCCUGCUCCACAGUUUUGCCCGGCUGGAGGAUCUGCCCUCCGAGCAGUGGACACAUGCCACCGUGAGGAAGGCCCUCAAAGAGAUGCUCAGAAGGACCAACCACAACAAUUUGCCCAAGGAGUGUCCACUGUCUCAGAGUAUGAUCACUGCCAUCCUCAACAGUUCCUGUUACGCCAAUGUCUCCAUCCCCAAAUGCCAGGAGUUUGGACGCUGGUACAAACGUUACAAACGCAUCCAAGGUGAACAUGGGGAGAAGAUGUGGCACUCCCAGGACAAAUCUGAUGUAAACGUGGAGAGAGAUUGGGAGCCAAGUAUCCUCAACAAGCAUCUUCCUCCUCUGUUACCCUACCUGGGUGGCAUCGGAACCAUCAAAAGUCACCUAAUGGACCAUCAGAACUCCCCCCUGCUGCACUCCAGCAAUUCUUCCCCCAGCCCUCCUUUGCACCCCCAGGCAUCACCUCAUCUGGGGCACGGCGCUCUCCUGCCCCCGCAGCUCGUGCGCCAUCACCUCGCCGUGGCGCACCUCAUCAACCAGCAACUGGCCGUCAACCGCCUUCUCUCCCAUCAGUCGGCGCAGGGAGUCCCCCAACCUUACAUCAUCCACUCGCCCAUUUCUCAGACUUGCCAGGUCCCUGCAGAGCCCGGGGCCACGUAUGCAGGAGCUGAAGUGUCUUCUGACAUCUACCAUCGAGUUCGGUGUGAGCUCAAGAGAGCCAGUGUCUCCCAAGCUGUCUUCGCCCGGGUGGCUUUUAACCGCACACAGGGCUUGCUGUCAGAAAUCCUGCGCAAGGAAGAAGAUCCCCGCUCGGCUUCGCAGUCACUGCUUGUCAACCUGAAGGCCAUGCAGGGUUUCCUCGGCCUAUCGGAAGCAGAACGAGACCGCAUCUACCAAGAAGAGCGAGAGAGGAAUACUCAGACAAACUAUCAUCACAUCGCCAAUGGCAACGCUCACAGACACAUGCAGAGUAAGUCCAAUGUGGAGAGUCCCCUCAAGCUGGACUCGGUCGGCAACAUCACUUCGAGGAUCUAUGAGGAGAUCCAGCAGGAGAUGAAGAGGGCCAAAGUCUCCCAGUGUCUGUUCGCCAAAGUCUCCGCCAACAAAAGCCAAGGUUGGCUGUGCGAGCUACUCAGAUGGAAAGAAAAACCGAGCCAAGAGAACCGCACACUUUGGGAGAACCUGUGGACAAUCCGCAGGUUCCUUUCCCUCCCUCAGGCCGAGCGCGAUCGGGUUUACGAGGAGGAGACGAGGCAGCAGCACGCCGAUAAGAUCCCUGCUGUCUCGCACAUCCCGGAGCAGCAGGCACCACCCCUGCCACCUCUGAGGGCUCUCUCCCCUCUUCACGUGGACCCACAGCUCAUCGCCUUACCCUUCCUGAGUGGCUCAGAAAACGGGCCUCAGCAUGGGAUGAGCCCCGGCCUUGGAGAACCAAAAAAGCCUCGAUCGCGAACCCGAAUUUCCUUGGAGGCGUUGGGCAUCCUGCAGAGCUUCAUUGGCGACGUCGGGCUCUACCCUGACCAGGAGGCCAUCCACACCCUCUCAGCCCAGCUGGACCUGCCAAAGCACACCAUCGUCAAGUUCUUCCAGAACCAGCGCUAUAACUUUAAGCACCACAAUUCCAGGGAGUCCGGCCCAGACGAUGACGUCCGGGAGCGUCCCUCAGAGGAAGUACGAGAACAGGGGCAGCUUUCCGUGUCUGUGGACUUGAGUGAAGAUGGGAGGGAGUCAGCAGACGCAUUUGCAACUGAGAGAGAACCAGAAAUGGACCGAGAGGAGCAAGAUGAUGAAAAAACCUCAGCACUAACAACAUUAUCCUUGUCUCCACGUAGCAGUCUGGACAGCCCCAAUUCUGCAGGGCAGCAGAGAUAA